GGAAGCGGGAGGGGAGAGUGAAACAGGAAAAGAAGGGAAGGAGGAAGAAGAGGAAAGAGGAGGAGAGGGAAGAGGAGGAGGGUGGCGGCGGCGCCGUGGCGGAGGAGCAGGAGCAGGAGGGGGGAUGGAGAGGAGAAGGCUCCUGGGUAGCAUGGCGCUCCUGCUCCUCCAGGUGCUGCCCAGCCCCCUGUCAGCCGGGGCUGAACCCCCGCAGGAUAAGGAAACCUGCGUGGGUACCAACAAUCAGAGCUACAUCUGUGACACAGGACACUGCUGUGGACAGUCUCAGUGCUGCAACUACUACUAUGAACUCUGGUGGUUCUGGCUGGUGUGGACCAUCAUCAUCAUCCUAAGCUGCUGCUGCGUCUGCCACCACCGCCGAGCCAAGCACCGCCUUCAGGCCCAGCAGCGGCAACAUGAAAUCAACCUGAUUGCCUACCGGGAAGCUCACAACUACUCAGCGCUGCCAUUUUAUUUCAGGUUUUUGCCAAACUAUUUACUACCUCCUUAUGAGGAAGUGGUGAACCGACCUCCAACUCCUCCCCCACCAUACAGUGCCUUCCAGCUACAGCAGCAGCAGCUGUCUGCACAGUGUGGCCCUGCAGGCGGCAGCCCCCCAGGCGCCAAUCCCACCAGGGACUCCCAGGGGGUACAGAGUAGCCCCUUGUCUGGACCCAGCAGAAGCAGCACAAGACCUCCAAGCAUCAUCGCUGACCCUGAGCCCUCCAACACCGACAUGCCAGCCAACCCAGCCGCCACCAAAGCCCCUGGAAUAGAGCCCAACAGCUCUGUGGCUGGCCUGGGGGAGCUGGCCCCGAGGGUCUUCCUGGACAAGGAUUCUGAAUGUAAGGAGGAGCUGCUGAAAGAUUACAGCUGUGAGCAGGGCAUUGCCCUCCCCGACAGCAAAGACAAGACGCCUGGUAGACAUCGCCGCUUCACAGGUGACUCGGGCAUUGAGGUGUGUGUGUGCAACCGAGGCCACCAUGAUGACGACCUCAAAGAGUUCAACACACUCAUCGAUGACGCUCUGGAUGGACCCCUGGACUUCUGCGACAGCUGCCACGUGCGGCCCCCUGGUGACGAGGAGGAAGGGCUCUGCCAGCCCUCCGAGGAGCAGGCCCGAGAUCUUGGGCAUCCCCAUGUGCCACGGCCACCCGCGUGCCUGCUGCUGAACACCAUCAAUGAGCAGGACUCCCCAAACUCCCAGAGCAGCAGCUCCCCCAGCUAGAGCAGGCGCUGCCUGUACCUGAGAACUUGGCAAAGCAACCAGGGUAGAGGAGAACCACGAGAGAAGCAUUAAGUGACUUUCGGAGAAAGUGGUACAGCCACUAGGUCCUUGUUUUUCUUUUUCUUUUUUCUUUUUCCCCUUUUGUUCCUGCAUUUUCCUACAUCUCCAGGUACAGUUUGGGGUGUGGAUGCUCUCCCCACACAGAUGCUCAGUGUUGUGGAGGGCUGAGAAGUUGGUUCUGUGACUCAUUCCUCAUUCCCCACCCUGUCCCCCUUUUCUCCUCUUCAGGUCAUAUCUCACUACCUGCCAGGGUCAGAGAGAUGUGUGUUUAAGAAACCCCCAAGGAUGGGGGCUGAGACUGUGCCCUGAGGUGACUCUUGGUGAUGGAGUGGGUUUUUGCUCUGGUAUUAGUGUAAGAGAACCUUGCUGUGUCAGUCUGGCAGAGGCGGCAGGUCGCAGCUCUGGGUGAAGGACACCUGCAGAGACCCAGGGUUGUCACCCCUCAUGGCCAGUAUCUGCAGAGCCAGAGUCGGGCUCAUCCUGCGGGAGGAUGAGGGCUGAUGGGCAGCUGUGUAGUAGGUGGGUGAGGGUUUGUUGCAUUUCCAAAUUGUAGGGGACGAGAUCGAUGCAUCACUGCAUCUUUGAGGGGCCCUGGCCUGCACGUUCUGGCUGGCUGCAGGCUGGUUCAGAUGUGGAAGAUUAUGCUACCUUCUCUGGUUUUUAUUUUUAAAAAGAAAAAGAACAAAAGCAAGCUAUAAACAAAAUCUCUACCCGUGGGCAGGCAAAAAUUCUGUCCUGGAAAAGGGAAGUGUACAGCUUUGCCCCAGAUGGCCUUCAAAGAGCCUGGCUGCAAGUGAGCCAGACGUUUCGUGUGCCGGCUUGGGGAGGCUGUCCCUGGGACUUCUGUGGGUGCACAGGAGGCCUGAGCCGGGCAGUGGAUAGAGUGCAGCUUUCUGCCUCUCUGCACUUAGUCUGUGCCCGUAGGUGACCGGGGCCCUCCCCCCACCCAGCACACGGCUUGCAGGCCUUUAUGUCUCAGUGUUCUAUAUGAACAAAGGAGGAGGCUAUGGGUCCUGAGGAAGGGCAGCCCCAUAGCCUGGCUCUCACACAGUCUUUUCUCUUGAUGCUGAAUAAGUUUUGUUUUUCUUUUUAACUGACCACUUGGGGAAAAAUUGCCUUGGUUAUCUGUGGUUUUCAUGCUCUCCCCCCACCCCUUGUAAGUGGGGGUAACUAAUCGUAGCCUAUCUAAAGAGUCUGAGUGGGCCAGGGAGUGUGGUGAAGGCAGCCGUCAAGAGGACCACAGGAUCCUUAUUACUAUAGUUUGGCUUCAGAAAACCAGUUGAGCUUUGAGAGGAAUAAUCUGAAUGGGGAAAGCAAACAGCCGAAACUAACAUUCCCUGCCCAGCCCUGUUCAUAUGAAGAGUUUGGUUCUUCCCCCACUUUGAACAGUGACAUUUAGACUAGGCAUUAAUGUUAUGAUAAGAAAGGAAAAAAAUAUAUACGUAUACAAAAAUAGACAAAUCCAAGGCUGUGUGGUGAAUGAGUACCUGCGUUUGGCGACUACAAAACCAAAAUCCAUGUUGAACAAAGUGAAGUCCAUAUACAAUGACUUUUUGGAUAACCUGUGUGUGUCUGUUUGUUGUGUGUGAGCCCCAGCCCUGUUUUCCUGUGAAUAUACUUUGAAUGGCAGCCAUUAUGCUCACAUUAACCAUACAUUUGGAGCAAAUGUGGCCCUCUCAAGGUAAUUUAUUUUAUGCAUUUACUGUUUACUGAACAAAUGUCUGACUGUGUACUCGUGUAUUCAGCAGCAUUGUCGACGGCAGUCCCCAGUGUUUGCCAGAGAUACUGUCCUCAAAGUAGAGGUUUUACUCUACCCAUCACUGCAAUUUGCACAUUGCUCCGUGGACAUACGGAGGCCUGUGUUCAGUUCCUUGUAAAUGGAAACAUGCUCUGAACUUGUCUGCCUCCCUUGGUUGCUCCUGGCCCUUGGUGUCAGCCCCCUGGGGAUGUUCACAACCACUCGGGACAGAAGGUGAAGGUGGAACUUCAGACAGAAGCUUAAUUGGAUCUUCAGGGACAAGCUUGGACUAGCUGUGGCCCAGACAUCAGCCCUGUCCAGAAUUGCCAGGAGGUUUUGGCAGACACCACAGGGCUUACCUCCCUCUGCAAGCAAGCUGGUGUGCGGCGAGAGUGGGCGGAGUGCGUCAGUAGCCCUCAGAUGCCUUUCCUUCCACGGCUAAAACAAAUUCUCCAACAACUCACUGAAGUGUCUCCAAGGAGAUCAAGUUUUACCAAAAUGAUCCUCCUUCAGUUCACUGAUCAAAUGGAUAAAUUCUGUCCCUCUCAAGUUUCCUUCCCUCACCAGAGUGGGGAGCUGGUCUGAGUGUUAGGUUCACUGCAGCGUCCUACCCUCAAGGCAGGAGACGAGGAUAAGGGAACCUGGGGAACGGGGCUUGAUCCCAGCAGUCAGUGUCCCCUGCUCCAGGAGGCUACCCCGAGUGCAGAGAGAUGGAAAUGGGGAGUUGAAGGACUAGUUAGGGGGCCAGGGAGAUUUCGAUUGAGUCUGGUUUUCCAGGUGAAUGAGAAGGAAGGGGUUGGUCGAGGGUUUGGUGCUACAGUCAGAUUUGCAAAUGUAACACAUUCCUGCGUGAGGCACAUCAUUUGUCAGUUAUUGUGAAUAUUUGUAUUUUAAGCAAUAAGAUUCAGCUGGUCAGACCUUUCUGGGCAGUCUCGGUGACACAUUUCCUGUGCUGUGAUUGUUCUGAAGACAGAGUGGCUCUAACCACUGUGAGAAGCCCAAAUAAAAUCAGUCCCCAAAAUUUUGCUGCGCUUUUUUCUUGAAGCAUUUUGUUCCUUUUUUCUCUACCUCAGACUUCAGGGGGUCGAACCUCAA
This is a messenger RNA of Molossus molossus (Pallas's mastiff bat), 4121 nucleotides long. It is a transcript of the gene WBP1L, whose product is annotated as WW domain binding protein 1 like. The record is from RefSeq and is a predicted model, not a curated record. The transcript is spliced from 4 exons. Bases 125 to 1228 code for a protein of 367 amino acids. NCBI's taxonomy places the organism in Eukaryota, Metazoa, Chordata, Mammalia, Chiroptera, Molossidae.